Molecule: messenger RNA, 3618 nt
Organism: Pelodiscus sinensis (Chinese soft-shelled turtle)
Lineage: Eukaryota; Metazoa; Chordata; Testudines; Trionychidae
Source: RefSeq, a predicted model, not a curated record
AUGGCUCCACUCCUGCUGCUGUACCUGAGCGUUGGCUGCUCUGUGGCCCACGGACGCACGUGCAUGUCGGCCCAGUUUAAAAAGCCGGGUGAUUAUCUCCUGGGAGGCUUAUUCCCAUUUGGAAUGAACGCCGUGAACCUGAGCACACGGAUUGAGCCCAACGUGGUCGUGUGUGAAAGGUUAUAUGCUACCGGCCUGGUAUGGGCUCUCGGGAUGAAGUUUGCCAUUGAUCAGAUCAACAACUCCACGUCGCUCCUCCCGGGAAUAAAACUGGGCUAUGAAAUCUACGACAGCUGCUUGGAGCCAGUGGUGGUCAUACAGCCCAGCUUAUUAUUCCUGACCAAGGAGGGCAGCACGGGGAUCGAUGUGCUGUGCAACUACACCGACUACCAGACCCGAGUAACAGCCGUGAUUGGGCCUUACGUGUCAGACCUCGCGCUGAUUACAGCUAAGCUCUUCAGCUUCUUUCUCAUCCCACAGGUCAGCUACGGAGCCAGCAGCGAGAGACUCAGCUCAGAGGAGUAUUACCCGUCCUUUUUCCGGACAGUUCCCAGUGACAGGAACCAGUCGGAAGGCCUGGUGCAGCUGCUCGACGCGUUCGGCUGGAACUGGAUCGCUGCCCUCGGGAGUGAAAACGAAUACGGCCGGGAAGGGCUGGGUAGUUUCUCCACUUUGGCCACAGCCCAGGGCAUCUGUGUGGCCUAUGAGGCUCUGAUUCCCGCUGACCCGUCACUCCCACAAGAUCAAAAGAAAUUGGAGAAAAUCAUCAGGUACAUCAACGAGACCCAGGUGAAUGUGAUUGUCCUCUUCUCCGUGGACAGGCCGGUGCAGGCCCUGCUGAAGCAGUGGAUCCAUCACGGUUUGAGCCAGAAGGUCUGGGUGGCCACUGAAGCUUGGGUGAUGUCCGACAUGGUCACCUCCAUCCCCAACAUCCACACCAUCGGGACAGUCAUCGGCUUUACCAUCAAGGGAGGCAUCGUCCGUGGCUUUCAGGACUACGUCACCGACCUCUUCGCGUCCAUCCAGCAGGAGAGUUUCUGCCAGGCUUCCCGGGAGCACAGCCACGACGCCGACUCGGCUGUGCUCGGCCUACAGUGCGGGCAUUGCAACGACAUCUCCCUGCAGGACAUCUCGCACCUGCUGGAGGACCAGCAGAUCUACGCGGUGUACGUCGCCGUGUACAGCAUGGCCCACGCGCUGCACCAGGCGCUGGAGUGCACGGCCCAAGGAUGCUCGAAAACUCCAGUCAAAUCCUGGCAGCUGGUGGACAUAAUGGAAUCGCUCCAGUUCACCCUGGAUAACCAAACCUUUACGAUGGACCCGUUCCAUAGUGUGAACCAGGGCUACGACAUCAUGUUCUGGAGCUGGGUGAAAGGCAGACUCCAGUAUGUGGCUGUCGGAGAGUACCAGACGUCCUUAAGCAUCAACACGUCCCAGAUUCGGUUUCACAACAUGGAUAACAAGAAGCCUGUGUCCACGUGCUUUCAGCGCUGCGAACCAGGGCAGAUUAAAAGAGUGAAAGGAUUCCACCUCUGCUGUUACGACUGUAUCGACUGUGAAGAAAACACUUACCAGAGUGCCAAAGAGGCCUUGUUUUGCACUGCGUGCCCAGAGCAUCAGUGGGCGCCUGUUCGAAGCACCCAGUGUUACGACCGCAGCGAGAGGUACCUCUUCUGGGACGAGCCGCUCGUCAUCGGCUUGCUGAUCAUGAUGUUCCUCGCCAUUGUGCUGACCUGCCUGUCCACUGGGCUCUUCCUUAAGAACCUCAACACGCCCCUGGUGCAGGCGUCCGGGGGCACCCGGAGCAUCUUUGCCCUGCUCUGCCUCCUGGUGAUGUGCCUCAGCUUGUGCCUCCAUAUCGGCAAGCCCACCGCUGCCAAAUGCAUGGUCCACCAGCCCAUCUACGCCCUGUGCCUCUGCGCUUGCUUCUCCACCUUCUUCGUCAAGUCGCUGGAAAUCCUCUUGCUGACGGAGUUCAAAAGUGGCCCCCAAAGCCCCCUGCUCUGGCUGGCCCAGAAGGGGGCCUGGCUGGUUAUGGCUGUCAUCUGCCUGAUGGAAAGCAUGCUCUGCUUUUGGUACAUGUACUCGAUUCCAUCCCUCCCGCGGAGCAAUUACAAGCAGCUGGACUCCCAGGUGCUGAUCCAGUGCACCAUCCAGUCCUGGUUCGGCUUCAUUGUGAUCCACAGCUACAACGGCAGCCUGGCCUUCGUCUGUUUCCUCUGCACUUUCAUGGUGCAGACCCCUGCCAAGAAGUACAACAUUGCCCGGGGGAUAACGUUCACCAUGCUGUCCUACUUCAUCACCUGGAUCGCCUUCACCACCACCUACAGCAUGGUGCGGCCCGUGCAGCAGCCCGCCGCGCAGAUCUUCGGCGUGCUGCUGUGCGCGCUGGGGAUCCUGGCCUCCUACUACCUCCCUAAAUGUUACAUCCUCUUGUUCAAGCCCGAAUGGAACACGGUGGCCUAUUUCCAGAGUUAUGCCAAAGAGGAGCCUCAGGAGAAGGAUUCUCGCUAGCCGGACCUGUGCUAGGCGGCUGUGAGAGAGAAUCUGGGAGGACUUUCAAUAUUAGCGAGGGCGGUUUGGUUUGCAGUGAAUGCAGGCGCGGCAGUCAGAAGGCACAAAUCGCUCUAUAAAACACCCCCCCGCACCCCAUCCGGUGGAUGGAAGACCAGAACCUUUCCAGCUCAAAAGAGAAAAUCGCAGGGUUCUGAUGUUCAAACGAAAAUGUCCCCAGUGGCAAGAGCAGUGGGUCCCUGAUCUCUUCUCAGACCCACAAUAAGCAGAGAGAUUCAUUGCUCAAGUCAGUCAUCCUCAAAGCCAGCGCCACGACAGGCUCCAUUCAGCACCCUCAAAUCCGGAUGUUUCUCUGCAGCAGCUGUUCCAAUUGGAGCUGCACCUCACCAGACCCUCAAGAGACUUCCAAGAUUCCCCACUCUUGGACAGUGCAGGAGGAAAAGCUGACCUGCUUCUCGGGUGCUAUUUCUGGACAUCCAUUUCCGGUCCUGCCCAGCGUGUGGAAAGGCAGGAGGGCCCACAGUAAGAAGGGGUAGCAGAGGGUAGGGAAGGAGAGGACUUGUCCUCAUGGAAGGUGCUCAGCUCCCCUCAAGUUUCCAGUGGCUGAGCUUCAGAUUCCAACUCCAAGUUAGGGGGAUUAAUUGUUAGGGCCCGGGCAUUGCCAAGUACAUAUACACAGAGCCUUCAUUCCCGCUCUCCAAACACGCCCCACCGGCAGCACGGAUGGGGGAGAGAGACACCAAUGCAGUGCCUCUGCUGGCUGCUAGGGUAAGAUCCCAGGUAGAAUCAUAUUCAGGGCUGUGUCAAGGAUCACUGUGUCCAGUCUCAGUCACUAGUGUAAAUUCUGGUGUUUGCUUCAGUCAGAGAUGAAAGGAAGCGGGGGCGCCCUGAUGCACAGCUCCAGCAAGAGCUGCCUGAGCUCCAGCAAAAGCCAGCAGGGAGCUAUUGAAAGAACUGGCAGGGACCCGCAUUGCAAUAGCACAGGACCUGGAAGAAAUGUUCAGUUGCUUUCACCCCUGGCUUCCGUCUUCCAUCCUCCUGGAUGCCUCUUGGUAUAUGUGUUGCUCCGUUUCUAGUGCCCGAGCUUGUUAAGCAGCACAUCAG